AAACUGCUUAAUUUCCCCAGAUUUUUAUACGACUUGAAUGAAAAGUUGGAAAAGAAAAUGGAAAUAAUUGCGAAAGAGAUUUUUGGCGCUGACGGCAUUAAUAUAUUGCCACAUGCUCGGAAACAACUGGACAUAUAUGAGAAACAGGGCUUCGGCGAUCUUCCAGUAUGCAUGGCAAAGACACAGUACUCGCUCUCACAUGAUCCUAGCAAAAAGGGAGCUCCGAAAGGAUUUAUAUUGCCGAUACGAGAUGCACAAGUGGCAGCCGGUGCUGGAUUCAUUUUUCCGAUGUGCGGUGAAAUACAGACGAUGCCUGGCUUACCAACUCGACCGUGUUUUUUCGACAUCGACAUUGAUCCCAGAACGGAACAAAUUUCUGGCUUAAUUUGA
Messenger RNA from Gongylonema pulchrum, 390 nucleotides. Lineage: Eukaryota; Metazoa; Nematoda; Chromadorea; Rhabditida; Gongylonematidae. The record is from the annotation of a GenBank genome assembly.